GCGCUUCUUAUAAUCCUUGGAAGAGUCAUCGCUUGUGCUCCUCGCCCCAUUUUUUCUGCUCCAUUUUCUCUCAAGAGAUGGCGGAAGGGAUCGCGAAAUCAUUGAAGAAUGAGGAAGACGCCUGCGACGACGUCCCUCUUUCCGCUUUUUCCGGUGCUAAAAUGGUGAAGAAGGAGGAGCCGAGCAACGGCGCAGAAGACGACGAGGAUCAAGACAAUGCUCCUCUCUCCAAAUCCAGAGUAAGGAAAUCCAAAACCUCCACUUCAAAGGUCAAGAAAGAGGAAAUUUUCGAGCAGACAAUUGACAAGAAGAUAAAGAAGAGGGAAGAGGAGAAGAAGAAUGUUAAGAGGGUUUCCCGAGUAAAGACAAGUGAAACGGAUGAUUCAGAAAACGAGGAUGUGAAGGUUCAUUUGGCUCUCAUUUUGGUUCAUUAUUUGUGCAUAACGUUUGAAGUUUUGGCUUCCCUGAUGUUUCGUCGAUUGAAGGAGAAGAAGGAAAAAAAGAAGAGGAAGAGGAUUAAAGAGGUGGAGAAAAAAGCAGUUGGGAAGAAGGGUUCCGUUGCUGAUGGAAAGGUAAAGGGGAGAAAGGUGUAUGAUUUACCAGGGCAGAAGCACGACCAGCCGGAGGAAAGAGAUCCUUUGCGAAUUUUCUAUGAAUCACUUUACAAUCAGGUUCCAGGAAGUGAAAUGGCUGCACUAUGGAUGAUGGAGUGGGGUUUGCUUCCAUUGGACGAAGCUAAGAAGGUGUAUGAUAAUAAGCUCAAGAAGAACCAACAGCAGAAGCUGAGGUCACCGAUAAAGGCUGCCUCUGUUGAGAUGAGACAAAAUGGCGCCAAAAAGCUGCAGAAAACUGUCCAGAAAACCGAAAUGAAGGUUUCAAGGAAGCGGAAGGCUAGGGACUCCCAAGAUGAAGAAGAUGAUGAUGAUGAUGAUUUCGUUUUGUCUAAGAUAGCCAAAAAACCAAGAGCUUCAGGCUAAUACAUUAGCUGCAAUGUUGAUUGUCGCUUAUUUAAUCAACUACAUUUACUGAUUUACAUUCUCUUCGGGUAAUUUAAACUCGCUUUCGGUGUUA
Molecule: messenger RNA, 1071 nt
Organism: Zingiber officinale
Lineage: Eukaryota; Viridiplantae; Streptophyta; Magnoliopsida; Zingiberales; Zingiberaceae
Exons: 4
Coding region: 78-977 (299 amino acids)
Source: RefSeq, a predicted model, not a curated record